UGUAUGUAUCAGUGUCUGAUAAAAUUGCAGUUUUACCUAGACUUCGAGCGCACUAGGGGCUACGAACAUGGGACUACUACGAGAUGAACUUCUGAAGUCAAUAUGGCACGCAUUCACAGCCUUGGACGUGGAUCAAAGUGGGAAAGUGUCCAAAUCACAGCUUAAGGUGCUCUCUCAUAACCUGUGCACUGUGAUGAAGAUACCCCAUGACCCAGUCGCCCUGGAGCAGCACUUUAAGGAUGAUGAUGAGGGCCCUGUGUCCAACCAGGGCUACAUGCCCUACCUCAAUAGAUUCAUACUGGACAAGGUUAGGGAUAACUUUGACAUACUGGAGUUCAACAAUGUGUGCUGGACACUGUGUUUCAAGAAAAACAUCAACAUGAGCCAUCUUCUCAUCUCCAACGAUGAUGCCUUCAAGGUCUGGUGCAUCUUCAACUUCCUGUCUGAAGACAGGUACCCACUGGUCAUCAUCACAGAGGAAAUUGAGUACUUCCUGCGGAAGCUGAUGGAGGCCAUGGGAGGCAUUUGGAAUCAGGAGAGGUUUGAUGAUUACAAGCUCAUGUUGAACAGGAAGCAGCAAUGCCUGAUUGCCUGGGAGCUGAUAGAGCUGGUUGGCAUGGGCCACUUUAGUAAGGGCAUGAACCGCCAGACCCUAUCCAUGGGCAUCUCUGAGGUCUUCCAGGAGCUCAUACUGGAUGUUCUCAGACAGGGCUACAUGAUGAAAAAAGGCCACAAAAGGAAAAAUUGGACAGAGCGCUGGUUUGUGCUCGGACCAAACUCUAUGUCAUACUAUGUGAGUGAGGACCUCACUGAUAAGAAGGGGGACAUUUCGCUGGACCGCAACUGUUGUGUGGAGUCUCUACCAGACAAGGAGGGGAAGAAAUGCCUCUUUAUAGUGAAGUGCAGCGACAAAAGCUUUGAGAUCAGUGCAUCGGAUAAGAAGAGGAAACAAGAAUGGAUUCAAGCCAUCCAAACAUGCAUCCAGCUGCUGAGGUUGGGCCUACCCUCUCCGCACCUUGAGGCCAGGCUGCGGCGCAGGGAGCUCAGGCAGAAACAGCAGGCCGAACAGGGGGAGCUAGAGGAGAGGAUGAGGCUGCUGCAGAUAGCCAAUGAAAACAAGCAUAGACAACUGGAGUCCAUGAGGAAGAAACUGGAGGAGGCAGCGGCCACAGCAACUCUGGAGGAGCAGAGGAGAAAACAGACCCAGACUGACCUGCAGGACCGCUACAGAACAGACCUGGAGAGAGAGAAAAUGGUUCGUCAGCAGAUGGAGGAGCAGGUGGCCCAGAAGUCCAGUGAGUUGGAGCAGUACCUGCAGCGUGUCAGGGAGCUGGAGGACAUGUACCACCGCCUGGAGGAUGCACUAGAGGAUGAGAGACAGGCCAGGCAGGAUGAGGAGAUCAUGCGCAAACUACAGACCAGGCUUCUGGAGGAGGAGUCAGCCAAGCGGGCGGAGCUGGAGCAAAUCCACCUGCAGCAGCAGAGAGCCAUCUCCCAGACCCAGGCUGAGAAGCAGGAGCUGGAGAGCGAGCGGCUGGCCAAGGAGAUCGCCCUGCAAGCAGCCAUGUUGCAGCUGGAGAGACUUGAGAGAGAGAGGCACGGAGCGCUGGAGCAGUACGAGGAGGUGAGAAUGAAACUGGAGCAGGCAGCUAAUAAGACCAAGAGCUGGAAGGACAAGGUGGCCAAGCAUGAGGGACUGGUCCGUCUCAUCCAGCCAGGUGAUAAAGGACCACAGAGGAUGACUAACUGGGGCCCAGCAGCCUUCACAGACACUGAGCUGGACCUGAGGAAGAAGUCCUGGCAGGAGAGGAAGAACCACAACCAGUCAGCCCAGUAGACUAGAGAUGGUGCUUCUUACCUGAUGGUCCAGACAUCUUACUGUGAUCGUGUAGCAUCACGAUACUGUUGUCGUAUUGUUGUUGAGAAUUAACUAAUGUGUACGGUUGCAGAAUUCCUGAAAUUUUCCCAAAAUGUCCAGGAUCUCCAGAAAUCCCGAUUGCUGGAUUCUGGAUUUCCUGCUUAUUUUCUCCUAAUUCUGUGAAUCUUCUAACCAGGAUAUCUGGAAUUUUGCAACCCUACUAAUGUGCCAAUGCUUUGACAUUCCAAGUGUUUCACCAUUCUGUGGUCUUUAACCAGGAAAUAGAGCUGUAAUUAUUCAGUGAAUAAUAUGUUAAACUUAUUUUUUAAAUAAUGUCAUGAGAAAGUAAUACGAUUAAAGUAAUAAGAUAAAAGUAAUAAGAUGUUUUCUAUUUAAAAUACCAACGCAUAGGUAGUGUAUCUUAUAAAAUAUAUUUAAAGACAUUUCUUUAUACUGUUGCUGUCUGUUUUAUUGGAUGAGGGAUGUGAGAAUUAUAUGUUAGAAUAGGCGAGUAGUGAAGGGGGGGGGGGGGUAGAUAUACUAUAUCCAAAAAAUAAAUAUGGCAAGUAUAUAUGACUCUGGGUUAGAUAUGCUCAGCCUUGAUUUAUAUAUUUGAUACAUUUCAUUCAAAAACAUUUUUUUCAAUCUAACUAUUUCAAAUGUAAUUUCCUGGUUUGCCUGUGGGAACUGUGGAACCUUCAGUAAUAUUCCUAUGAAAGACUUGGCCGAUGCCCUCUUGUGGUUUCAUGAGUUAAAGCAUCUGUUUACAGCUCUGCUGUAACUCACAGUAAUAUUAUACUGUGGUGGGCUGGGAGUUACUGUAGAUACCUUGAACCGCUUGAGUCCAUAGCUAUAGUUCCCCUUGUAUUGCAGCCAGGUAAAGUUAAAUUUAACCAACAUAUACAAGUGUGAGCUGACAUCUGCACUCGUGUGUGUGUGUAAUAGUGAAUGUUUGUGUGGUGAGAACUUGUGAGAUCUGACUGCAGGGAUGGAACUGCUGGGAUCUAGUGUUUCUCUGUGGACUCUGAGCUGGGUUCUAUUCUCUCUGGGGGAACCAGGGCCCUGGAAUGGGAUUCAUUUUCUCUCUCUUGGGGCCCUAGGUCCUGCUUAAUUCCACUCUCCACUACAUCUCAGCCUAGCGCUGCAGAUUUCUGUAAUGGAUGUUCUGCAGAGCUUCAAAGAGCUGGCUUGGCCAUCUGUUUGUCUGUCUGAAUCUGUCCUGGCAGGCUGAGGUCCAGCUCUCUCUCUCUCUGAGCCAGCCUGACCAAACCACCCCAACCAUGUGUGACUGAUAGUGACACCCUCUCCUCAUUCAUAAACCUGUGGUUUUCAUUACAAUAACUUUGUGUCAUGUCGAAAUAAAUACAAUCUGAUUUCUUA
Molecule: messenger RNA, 3238 nt
Organism: Oncorhynchus keta (chum salmon)
Lineage: Eukaryota; Metazoa; Chordata; Actinopteri; Salmoniformes; Salmonidae
Product: switch-associated protein 70-like
Exons: 12
Coding region: 68-1837 (589 amino acids)
Cellular component (GO): cytoplasm; nucleus
Source: RefSeq, a predicted model, not a curated record